UCCGAAAACUUUCAAAAAAAAAAAUGUGAAAAACUUUUGUCGCCAAAGCUAAAAGGAAAAAGCUUUGAUCUUUGAUGUAGAAAGAGAGAGCAGGCACAAUUGAUCCGUUGAUCUUUCGAAUCAAAGAGAGUAUCGAUUCGUUGAAUCACUUUUUGCUUUAUAUGCGGAAGAACCCUAGCUGAAUACGCUAUGGGAGAUUCCGCGUCUUCUUCAUAUGUUCACAAAUCUCUUGGUGGUGGCUCAGGCGAGUCUCUUUCCCUCACCAUUCUUGCUGAUUUGCUGCUAUGGAGAAACCGGACAGGUGCUGCCAUUUUGCUAGUCUCUUCUACUGUGUUUUGGUUUCUGUUCGAGAGAGCUGGUUACAAUCUCUUGUCUUUCGUCUCCAAUGUUCUGCUUCUUCUUGUCGCCAUCCUCUUCUUAUGGGCCAAGUCUGCUUCACUACUCAACCGACCUCUACCUCCAGUACCCAAUAUGGAAAUCCCUGAGGGGUUUGCAAUCAAGGCUGCUGAUGAUAUCCUGGUUUUGAUCAAUCACGUACUCUCAGUUGCAAGUGAUAUCACCAUUGCUAGAAAUCCAAUUCGUCUCCUUCAGGUUUUAUUUGUCUUGUGGGCUAUCUCCUAUGUUGGGACUUUAAUCAACUCCCUCACUCUUGUCUACAUUGUGAUUCUUCUCAGUCUUUCUCUUCCUGUUGUGUACGAGAAGUACCAAGAUCACAUCGAUGAUAAGCUGGAUUCAACUUCAAAAGUCAUUCGAAAUAUCUCGAGGAAGAUUCCAAUGCCCGUAAGCAAAGAAAAGAAGUAUCAGUAGUAGCUGCAGGUGGAAAAAAAACUGCCGGUUUGUUUCACCAGACUAAUUACAGCAGCUUUUUUUAACACACAAGAAAUUGCUAUGACUUGAUUGCUUGCUCGCUAUAAGAGGAUGAUCAAAGCAGCGGAGAAAAGUGAAAUCUCAGUACUACGGAUAUUUGUUCAUAUCUUUCUGAUUUGGCUUACUAUAUUUUGUUUUAUCAACUUCUUCUGUGUUCUAGAUUCAUGUGUUCUGGCUUUUUUUUUGUGUAUCUUUUAGCUUACACACAAAUGAUUUGUGGCAUUCUUGUAUUGCAGUAUAACCGAGAAGGAUAACUCUAAAACAAUUUGAGUGGGUUAUUUAAUCAUAAUUGCUGAUUUUAAAGAUUA
This is a messenger RNA of Raphanus sativus (radish), 1175 nucleotides long. RefSeq names its product reticulon-like protein B11. NCBI's taxonomy places the organism in Eukaryota, Viridiplantae, Streptophyta, Magnoliopsida, Brassicales, Brassicaceae. Bases 190 to 807 code for a protein of 205 amino acids. The record is from RefSeq and is a predicted model, not a curated record. The transcript is spliced from 6 exons.